UUCAGUUAGUCUAUAAUUUUCGGUAGAACAUGUCGACCACCACGACCAAACGGCAUGAAGUAUUUUUGAUAUUUUACACGUUUGAGAGAUAAUUUUUGUAAAAACCAUCUUAUUUCUUGCACUUAAGUGCGAAACAGGGCAAAAGUUUGUGCUAAAAUUAGUAUCGCGGCUAUAUUUUCUGUUGCGGUGGCAGUGCUUUUUGUUUUUUUCAAAUAAGCUCGUGGCUUAGCAGGAAAGUGUCGAAUAAAACAACUUUUCCAGACUUGCUGUCUGCGUUUUGAACAGACAACCAGCCAGUCAUCGCUGUGUAUGUAUACGGUGAAAGAACUAGCGAAAUACAUACAAAAAUAUACACACACGACUAUAUACAUACAUACAUAUGUAUAUAAUAAUUUAAACAGCGCAGCGGUGGGCCGCAAUGAUGCAAGCGUGAGUGUGUGUGUAUUGCGAGAAAAAAUUUCAAAAUAGCAAAUUUGCAGAAAAACGAAACAUUUAUGCGUAAAUCCGUUAAAUACUAACUAACAACCCCGCCCAACCAAACAACCACUUCUACAUACCAACAACAACGUUGUAAACUGAUUUCUACAAGCUGUGCGAAAAGUGCAAACACUGACUAAAAACAAGAACAAAAAUAUAAAUAUAAAAAGAGCUAAAACUAAAAAAAGAAAAUAAAAAACAAGAACAAAAGUGAUACAAACUAUAAAAACAUCAACCAAAAUAUUUGCAUAAAAAAAUAACAACAUGAAAAGCUAAAAUUGGAAAACAAAAACAACCAAAAGCCGUCCGUUGUACAUCAUCAAACAUUACGAAACCCAGUCCAAAUCCGCAAAAGUUUCAAAACUGCGCCUUACAUACAUACAAACAAGCAUAUUUGCAACCCUAGAUAUACACACAUACUUACAUACAUAUGUGUAGUGAAGUGUUGGUGUGCAGACCCGAUUUCAAUCGUUUCAAUAACAUUAACAUAACUGUAAUAUACUCACUACAUAAUACAGGCCAUAUUCUACAACAAUAUUGGGCGCAACAUUGACUGAUUGAUAUUCGCAUAUACAUGUACAUAUAUAUAUACCUUAUAUUCAUAUUUAAUCAAUAAUAUAAGUAUAUACAAAGUAUAUUAUAAUUUAUACAAUUUAAUCUCAAAUGAAAAUCGUCGCUUUUACAUACAAACAUUAGUAUAUACAUAUGCCUAUAAUUUUUUAUAAUCAUAUACUACUUUCGCGUAAAACAUAACACACGAAAAAAUCGGAAAAUUCGCAAAUCCUUAUAAACUCCUUCGUACAACUAAAAAUCGUUCAUCAAUCACUUACAUAGCUCGUAGUAGCACUGUAACUAUUAUAGCCGGCAACAAUAUGCUUACCUCGAAUGACAUUUACUGUUUCCCACAAAAAUCCAUCGAGCGUAGCGGUUCCACCCAAUAUGACAUUGCCGCACCAUCGGGCUCCACAACGUCCGGUUCCACAUUGUCAACGGAUUGUGGCGGCUAUGUUUAUCUGCAGCAACACUAUAUACCCUCGAGCUCUUCCAGCGCUGCGAUAAAUUAUCCCUUAAUGCAACAAUCGCACAUGAUUUACCAGCAACAUCAUCCACAGCAGCAACAACAACAAUAUGCAAACUCGUGCCAUCAACAGCAAAUUGCACAUCAGUCAGCAGCCGCUGCAGCAACGGGAACUGGUGGCAUGCAUCAUGGCCAGCAUGUGAGCUUACAUCACCAGCAUCAUCAUCACCACCUACUGCAUGGCCAUCAUCAUCAUCACGGUGGUGCCGUUGUGAUUGCCGGCAGCGGUGUUGGCACCGGCGGUGCGGUUGGUGUGGCUGGCAGCGGCGGUCCAGGCAGCACUUCACCAUCAGCCAUACAGCAAAAUAUGCAUAAGAAGAAUUCCAUACGGAAUGGGAGCGAUGUGCUGAAGCGUGCACGUGCACAGACAGCAUACGAGCUCUCACAAGAUUUGUUGGAGAAACAAAUUGAACUAUUGGAGCGUAAGUACGGCGGCGUGCGCGCACGUAAUGCAGCCGUAACGAUACAGCGCGCCUUCCGCCACUAUAUGAUGGUGAAAAAGUUUGCCUCAAUUACCGCUAUGGCCAAAGCUGAGAAACGUCUUAGCCGCCGCGUGCUUAUUGUAUCUGGUGGCGCCAGUGGUACUGGUGCCGUAGUUGGAGGCAUCGAAGACGCGCCUGCUUCCAAUUCGUCAUUGUCCUCAGCAUAUGGCAGCGCAACUGAAUCUCAGCUAGAUUUGAUGCAGCAACAGCAAUUACAAUCACCGGGCACUACGUCGCCGUAUGCCUAUCAACAGUCACAAACACAACAACAGCAGCAGCAACAGGCGCGUGUUACCAUUUUGGCAGGACCACCGGGCAGUGUGGUGGGCACUACAUCGGUGCCAAUUGUGUCGUCGAAUGCCAUUUCAGCGCGCACACCGCCUACGCGCUCGCUUUCGAUGCGAGAGCGUCGGCAGCAAGAUGGCAGCCCGAUACCACGCAGCCAGUCAGGCGCAUCAUCGGUUCCCAUUGGUGGCGGUGGUGGCUCCUCCGCAUCUUCAACAUCUUCUGGCGGCACACUUGGUUCAACCACACACCCACACGUCAACCUCUUACAUGCCACCGAGCCACAUUUCUACGGCAGUCAACAUCUAGCCACACAUUAUUAUCAGGUCCCACCACACGAGGCCAGUUACGCCAGCUCGGCGAACAAUUCGCACUUGGACAGCUCGUUGAAUACGUCGUGGGCGAGUGUAGCAAGUGGAACAUCGCCACACACACCCUACUAUUCAGCGGCACAAAUUUACAUGCGACCCAAAGGCGCGCCCGGCAGCACAUCGGCCGAACGCAAGAAAGUGCCACCCGAAGUCCCGAAGCGCACCUCCUCUAUAGCAGCACAACAGCACGCACAGCAUCUGGCAGCACAGCAACAACAUCAACACAUGCUAAUGAUGCGUCAGACACCACCACCACCUUCACUGUUACGCUCGAACGGGCUCUGCAAAAGCGCCGAGAAUGGCAGUCUCACAUCCGUGCAGAGCUCGGGUAGCGACUCAAGCGUCACAUCGGCCGAUCGAAUCGCCGUCAACAGUGACAUUGGUUCGGAUCGUUCGAAUUCUCCACAAACGUGGAAGCGUAACACAGCCCUUUCGAGUUCACAACAAUUCGUACAUAACAACGAUGUGGGCACGGUGGCAUUUAGUCUAGCGCAGGCUGGUAUGGUGACCGACGGACGUGGUGGUGGCAGUGUUGUUGGCGCGGCCAAUACGUCCGAUGAUCAUGCCAUAUCUUCACACACAACUGCAGCGCAGUAUGAGCAGCACGAACAGCAACAGGACCAUCACUUGAAUACGACGGCGCCCCUGCAGAAUUACAAGGUUUCAGAAACAAUACGCAAGCGUCAGUACCGCGUUGGUUUGAAUCUGUUCAAUAAGAAACCAGAGAAGGGCAUCACUUAUUUGAUACGGCGUGGCUUCCUCGAAAAUACGCCACAAGGUGUGGCGCGCUUCCUUAUCUCGCGUAAGGGUUUGUCGCGACAGAUGAUCGGCGAGUAUUUGGGCAAUUUGCAGAACCAAUUUAAUAUGGCGGUAUUGAACUGCUUCGCAUUGGAGCUGGAUCUUUCCGGUAUGCAGGUGGAUGUGGCGUUGCGCAAGUUCCAGGCGUAUUUCCGCAUGCCAGGCGAAGCGCAAAAGAUAGAGCGGCUAAUGGAGGUGUUCUCACAGCGCUUUUGUCAUUGUAACCAGGAUAUUGUAGGGCGUUUAAGAUCUUCAGAUACGAUAUUCGUACUGGCUUUUGCUAUCAUCAUGCUGAAUACUGACUUACAUACACCCAAUCUUAAGCCGGAGCGUCGCAUGCGCGUUGAGGACUUCAUUAAGAAUUUGCGCGGCAUUGACGAUUGUCAUGAUAUCGAGAAGGAUAUGCUCGCUGGCAUUUACGAGCGCGUCAAAGCUAAUGAAUUUAAACCCGGCAGUGACCAUGUGACACAAGUGAUGAAGGUGCAGGCCACAAUUGUGGGUAAGAAACCCAAUUUGGCAUUACCGCAUAGGCGGCUCGUUUGCUAUUGUCGUCUCUAUGAAAUACCAGACGUCAAUAAGAAAGAACGUCCUGGUGUACAUCAACGCGAAGUUUUCCUCUUCAACGAUUUGCUAGUGAUCACCAAGAUAUUCAGCAAAAAGAAAUCCUCCGUAACGUAUACGUUCCGUAAUAGUUUCCCGCUUUGCGGCAUGGUGGUAACAUUACUCGACGUGGCCAAUUAUCCAUUUUGCAUUCAACUGUCACAAAAAGUCGAUGGCAAAAUACUAAUCACAUUCAAUGCGCGCAACGAGCACGAUCGCUGCAAAUUUGCCGAGGAUCUAAAGGAGUCCAUCAGCGAGAUGGAUGAAAUGGAGGCAUUGCGCAUCGAAGCCGAAUUGGAGCGCCAGAAGUCGGCACGCAAUCGUACAGCCGGGAGUUCUGAAAACCGUGAUAGUGGCGUAGCCGAUGUAGAGGUGGGCGCAUAUCAGGCAACGCCCGCCGGCGAACUCGCACCGAAUGCAAACGAUCCAACGCAGCAACUGAAACGCAGCGCGCUCAGCAACAGUUUACUCGACAUGCAUGAGCAAUUUGGCAACGAGAAGCCACAACGGCGCGGCAGCGUAGGUUCAUUGGACAGCGGUAUGUCCAUUUCCUUUCAAUCGACCACGACAAGCAGCGCAUCGCGUGAGAAUGCCGCCGUCAUUGCAGCAGCCGCCAAUGCCGCCGCGGCUAAAAUGCGCUUCAAUCUACCCGCCGGCGCAGCAGUCGCCAUGGGAGGCAAUGUAGGUGCCACGGUCAUUUAUCCAAAUGCAGGCGGCUAUUCACAUGCGACAGCAGGAUUUGUCAGUCAACCACAUGCUAUACUUAUACAACAACAAAUGGUGGCACAACAGCAGCAGCAACAGCAACAUAUACAGCAGUUACAGCAGCAACCGCAGCAAUCAGCGCUGCUGCAACAGCAACAACAACAGCAAGCGCAUGCAUCAAUGCAGGGCUCAAUUACAGGGCGCGUGCCGGGUAGCGGACGCGAACGCAAAUUAUCGCGUUCCGAUGAAAGCGGUCGUUCCACCGAAGUGUGAACAUUGAAAGAGUAACGCCGCUUGCAGGAUUAAAUGAAAUAGCUGUAUGUACUUUAAGGAAGGGAGUGAUUUUUUUUGUAAAUUUGUAGGAGUUUGUAAAUUAUUACCAAAAUAGUUCAAUUUUUUAAUUAAGCUUGUGGAGAGUGAAAGCAAGCUUCGGUUAUGUGGCAUAUUGGAGGAAAUUAUGGCUCAACAAAUGUUUUAUUUUUUAAAAUUAAAUUUAGUUCACAAUAUAAGAUUCAUUGUUCAGUUGGAGGUUAUGUCCGCGAAUCAAGCUGGUAAGCAAAGCACAGUUGAUUUAGAUUGUUAGCUGCUACUAACAAUUUACUUGGGUUUCUUCAUUGUUAAAACUGCUUAAAUAUGAUUCGAAAAAGCAGUAUAUUACAGUAGUGACAACAACAACGUCUUAAAUACUAUUUUAGUGUGGUUUAAAACCAAUCUUUGUUCUGUUUUAAUAGAUUUUAUGCGCUGUAAUGAUUUUAUUUGUAAUAAAAAAAAUUUAUAUAUAAAUUUAAUUGAAAUUCAAAUAAUUAUAAUAAAUAAUAAUAACUAUUUUUAAUUUUUUUUUUUUGGUGAAAUUAAAAGUUUUAUGUUUCGAUUCAAUCAAAUUUAAUAAAUUAGUAUUGAGAUCGUGAAAAGUAUUGAUAUCGGAAAAGUAUUUUUUGAUUUAAAAUUAAUAAUAUCGAUUCGAAAUGAGUAACCUUAUUGUUAAUAUCGAAAAAGUAUUUUUGCUUUCGAAUUAAUUUGUUUUUUUGUUUGAAUUUGAAUUUUUGGAUAAGAGUAAGGGUUAAAUCAAUGGCAAUAUAACUUAUAUGAAAUAAGCGUAAAGAAAAAUUAUCUCUUUGUUGAAUACAAUUUGAUUGAAGUUGCAAAUUUUUUUCUUUUCAAAACGAAUUGAAAUUUAAAACUUAUAAGUUUAAAUUUUUGUUAUCAUUUCGGUUUGAGUUGUUACAAGUUAUUAUUUAAUUUUUUGGCUUUUGUUCUUUCUUUUUUGAUUUGUUUUUUAUUUUUUUAUUAGAAACUAAUUUUCAAUCUUAUAAUUUCACAAAAAUUUCAAAGAUUUCAAUAAACAAAGAUGUUAUAAAAAUGUACACCAAUUAUUUCUGAAUCUUUUGAUUUCUCUUAAAAUCAUUUCAAUAUGAAAUAAAUUGCCGCUUCAACCUAUUAUUUUUUUUAUAAAAUAUUAACUAAUUAAAACAAAAAAACAAAUGUAUUCAAAUACUUUUUUAUUUCUACUAUUAAACACGGCAUACAUUUUGCUCUUCCUACAUAUACAGCUAAUGAUUUUUGUGCAAAUAUUCGAUUGUUUGCAAAGUAUUUACACAUAGUUUUUACUGUGGCUCCAGGGGGUUUAAAAAUUAAAUACUGUUAUUUGCCAAAAACACAAAAAAAGAAAAUUCGUAGUCAUAGAUAUGUAUAUCACAGAAUGUGAAAAACCAGUUUAAUUUGUAUAUAUCAAACAAAGCAGGCGUGGAUCUACAACACUUACUGUUAACACUGACUUUAUUUGUUGUUCACUUGUUUUUUGUAUAUUCUUAUGCUCGUUGGUAUAUUAUUUUAUGUACAUAUGUGUAUGCAUAUCUAUUUUUUGAUUAAUUUAACACAAAUGCGUAUAUAUGUAUUAUUUAUUUGUACAUUAACAUUACAAAGCAGAACAAAAAAGCAAAAUUGCAACAGCAAAAUAUAAAAAAUAUAUAAUGACAACAAUAUUAAUUAAUACUAGCCUUAGCAUCGUACAGAUCCAAAUAUUACCAAGAAAUAAACCAUAAAAAACUCAACUUA
Messenger RNA from Bactrocera dorsalis (oriental fruit fly), 6851 nucleotides. It is a transcript of the gene siz, whose product is annotated as IQ motif and SEC7 domain-containing protein 1. Gene Ontology annotation, molecular function: protein binding; guanyl-nucleotide exchange factor activity. Gene Ontology annotation, biological process: actin cytoskeleton organization; regulation of ARF protein signal transduction. Lineage: Eukaryota; Metazoa; Arthropoda; Insecta; Diptera; Tephritidae. Bases 1350 to 5069 code for a protein of 1239 amino acids. The record is from RefSeq and is a predicted model, not a curated record. The transcript is spliced from 7 exons.